UGCCCCCCUCCUCCCACAGCCGUGUCCUCCUGGCCGUCCCCAAGCACCCGAGCCCCCACCCCCGCGCUUCUGCCGGAGCUCCCAGGCGCGCGCCGCCGGGACGACGGCGAGCACCUGGUGCUCGGGGCAGGCGGAAGCUAGCCAGCAGCGCUAGCCCGGGGCCGCGUGCUGCAUGAGCGGAGGCGCCGCGCGCGAGCUGCACGGCGACGGCGCGGCGUGGCGGGCAGCGACGAGGGUCUCUCUAGCUUUACGCGGCGGGCGGGCGCGCGGCUCGCUCCUUGCCUGAUCGUGGAUUUUAUACUCGCCGCCGCCGCCGCCUCGUGCGGCCUGCUGUAGCUGGAAAGGCGCCCGUGCGCCCUCCGGGCCACCGGCCAGCUGAUAAAAAGGCGGACGAGUGACAAGGGGAGGCGGAUAUUCGGGUAUCCGGAGGCGAGAUUUGGAUCGGGAUCUCGCCGGGAUGAAGGACCAGGGAUCGGCCGGCGUCUCGCCCGGCCCGCCGGAGGGGGAGAAGAAGGCCAUCAACUCGGAGCUGUGGCAUGCCUGUUCCGGGCCUCUGGUGGCGAUGCCGCCGGUGGGCAGCCUUGUCGUCUACUUCCCACAGGGCCACAGCGAGCAGGUCGCCGCUUCGAUGCACAAGGAGGUGGACAUCAUCCCCAAUUACCCUUCUCUUCCUUCUAAGCUGAUCUGCAAGCUUCUGAGCCUCACCCUACAUGCAGAUUCUGAAACAGACGAAGUUUAUGCUCAGAUGACGCUUCAGCCUGUUAACAAAUAUGAUCGGGACGCAAUGCUGGCAUCUGAACUGGGUCUGAAGCAAAACAAGCAGCCAGUGGAGUUCUUUUGCAAGACGCUGACAGCGAGCGACACAAGUACUCAUGGUGGAUUCUCGGUGCCACGUCGUGCGGCGGAAAAAAUAUUCCCACCACUAGACUUUACGAUGCAACCACCCGCUCAAGAGCUGAUGGCCAAGGAUCUUCAUGACAUUCCAUGGAAAUUCCGACACAUUUUUCGAGGUCAACCAAAGAGACACCUUUUGACAACUGGUUGGAGUGUCUUUGUCAGUACAAAAAGGCUUUUAGCUGGUGAUUCAGUUCUGUUUAUAAGGGAUGAGAAAUCUCAGCUUCUCUUAGGCAUACGGCGUGCUACAAGACCUCAGCCAGCUUUAUCAUCCUCAGUUUUAUCCAGCGACAGCAUGCACAUUGGGAUUCUAGCAGCAGCAGCCCACGCUGCCGCAAACAGUAGUCCUUUUACUAUUUUCUACAAUCCAAGGGCGAGCCCAUCAGAAUUUGUCAUCCCUUUAGCAAAAUAUAACAAGGCUCUGUAUACACAAGUUUCUCUCGGGAUGCGGUUCAGGAUGCUGUUUGAGACUGAGGAUUCGGGGGUCCGAAGGUACAUGGGCACGAUCACGGGUAUCGGUGACUUGGAUCCAGUGCGGUGGAAGAAUUCUCAUUGGCGGAACCUUCAGGUUGGUUGGGAUGAAUCAACUGCAUCUGAGAGGCGCACUCGUGUUUCGAUAUGGGAGAUUGAACCAGUUGCCACACCUUUUUAUAUUUGUCCACCACCAUUUUUCAGGCCAAAACUUCCUAAGCAGCCAGGAAUGCCAGAUGAUGAAAGCGAGGUUGAUAGUGCUUUCAAAAGAGCCAUGCCAUGGCUUGGUGAUGACUUUGCCCUAAAAGAUGUCCAAAGUCAAUUAUUUCCAGGCCUGAGCUUAGUUCAAUGGAUGGCUAUGCAGCAGAAUCCUCAGAUGCUUCCAGCUGGUGCCCCAGCUGUGCAGGCGCCGUACUUGAACUCCAGUGCAAUGGCUAUGCAGGAUGGGAUGGGCACUGGCAAUGACGACCUGAUGAGAAGAUUCAAUAUGCAAGGCCAAAAUAUUGGUUUAUCUAACUCACAGGUUGGCUCAAAAAUGGACCACCCUGCAAUGGCGCAACAUCAACAGCAGUCCCACCAACUACAACAACAGCAGCAGGUCCAGCAAUCACAGCAAAGUUCUGCGGUUCAGCAACAGCAAGCCCAAUUGCUGCAGCAGAAUGCCAUUCAUCUCCAGCAGCAGCAAGAACAUCUCCAACGUCAGCAGUCACUGCCACAGCAGCAGCAAGAACAUCUCCAAAGGCAGCAGUCACAGCCACAGCAGCAGUUGAAGACCGCUGCAAGUAUGCCGUCAAUGGAGCAGCAUAAGCUGAGAGAACAACAGCCCCAAGGUGGACAGGCUGUUUCGCAAGCACAAAUGUUGAGCCAGAUUUUCCAGCCAUCUUCCUCUCAGCUACAACAGUUGGGUUUACCAAAGUCGCCUACCCAGCGCCCGGGAUUUCCAGGUUUACCAACUGCGUGUUCUUUGCAGCAGCCAGCUCUAGGCCAGGCACCACAGGUCCAGCAAGCAGCAGAAUAUCAGCAGGCCCUUUUACAGAGUCAGCAACAGCAGUUACAACAACUGUCACAACCAGAAAUGCAGCUCCAGCUGCUUCAAAAGAUUCAGCAGCAAAAUAUGUUAUCUCAACUGAACCCGCAGCAUCAAUCGCAGCUGAUGCAACAGUUAUCACAGAAAAAUCAGGAAUAUCUCCAGCAACAGAUUUUGCAACACCAGCUGAGCGGCUCUGAUGCUAUGGUCCAGUUCAAACAAUCACAUCAGACACCCUCAAACAACAUCACAGGAUCUCUGACGCCCCAGCAGCUUGCAAGGUCCCACUCAGCACUUGCCGAGAGCGAGGAUCCAUCAAGCUCAACUGCUCCAUCUGCCAAUCGUCUUUCUCCAAUGAAUUCAUUGAGCAGAACACACCAAGGGAGCAGAAACCUAACUGACAUGACAACAUCACCACAUAUUGACAACUUACUUCAGGAAAUUCAAAGCAAGCCAGAUAACCGAAACAAGAAUGAUACGCAGAGUAGCAAAGAAACGAUCCCUGUACCCAAUCGAUACCCAGUUUCAGAUCAACUGGAUGCUUCAUCUGCCACGUCCUUUUGUUUAGAUGAGAGCCCACGAGAAGGCUUUUCAUUUCCCCCAGUUUGUUUGGACAGCAAUGCUCAAGUCGACCCAAGGGAUAACUUUCUUAUUGCGGAAAAUGUGGAUUCACUGAUGCCGGAUGCCCUGUUGUCAAGAGGGAUGGGUUCUGGAAAGGAUAUUUGCAAUCUUCCUUCUGGGCAAAGGGAUCACAGGGAGGUUGAUAAUGAGCUAUCAUCUGCUGCAUUCAGUUCCCAGUCAUUUGGUGUGCCUGACAUGUCCUUCAAGCCUGGAUGUUCAGGUGAUAUUGCUGUUAAUGAUGGUGGAAUGCCAAGCCAAGGAUUGUGGAAUAAUCAAACACAGCGGAUGAGAACUUUCACAAAGGUUCAAAAGCGUGGAUCUGUGGGGAGAUCAAUCGACAUCACACGGUAUACAAAUUAUGAUGAACUUCGGCAUGAUCUUGCAUGCAUGUUUGGUAUUCAAGGCCAGCUUGAAGAUCCGUACAGAAUGGACUGGAAGCUAGUCUAUGUUGAUCAUGAAAACGACAUCCUCCUUGUUGGGGAUGACCCAUGGGAGGAGUUUGUGAGCUGUGUGAAGAGCAUCAAAAUAUUAUCAUCUGUGGAAGUGCAACAGAUGAGUUUGGAUGGCGACCUCGGCGGUAUCCCUUCACAAACACAAGCCUGUAGUGCUUCCGAUGAUGCAAAUGCAUGGAGAGGAUCCUGAUGUACAUACUAAAUUGAUGUGCUUCUUACCAUUGUUUAAAGGAUACCCACAGGUUUAAGGACCCAACACACAGCUAGUAUUAUUCUGAGGUUAGACCUAGAGCCAACUCACUGACAAAAUUGAUCAAAUGCUUCUGGCGAAAGGUGUUCAGCGAACCGCCUUAUUGCGGAGCUGUUGCGUCUUGUUCCCACUAAAAUACGGUGACCUAUCUUCAUGAUCAGAUUAGUUUCGUUUUUGGCACACAGAACUGCUUCGAAUUUCAUAAGCUACAUGUGUUUACCUGGGACUUGCAGCCAUUGUAAUGUUACAAGUUGAUCAACUAUCUGAAUGUAUAUAUGUGUGAUUUAUGUA
Molecule: messenger RNA, 4006 nt
Organism: Triticum dicoccoides
Lineage: Eukaryota; Viridiplantae; Streptophyta; Magnoliopsida; Poales; Poaceae
Product: auxin response factor 16
Exons: 13
Coding region: 458-3655 (1065 amino acids)
Biological process (GO): regulation of DNA-templated transcription; response to hormone
Cellular component (GO): nucleus
Molecular function (GO): DNA binding
Source: RefSeq, a predicted model, not a curated record